AUGAAUGACAAUGUUCCGAGGGGUGUGUCCAAUUCCGGUGCGGUGUUGAGCGGUGCUGGUGGUAGUGGCGGCAUUGGCGGUGGGUCGUCGCCGGCUGGGAAUAGUCGGCGGCCGGCCUCUGCCGUGACUGCAGCGGCUGCAGCCGCAGCGGAGCGCGCGUUGCUGGCCGAUGCGGUGGCCGCGGCGAACCCCGAGACGCGCUCGCCGUUUGCUAGCCUCGGCGACGCCUGCGACAGGCUCCUCCCCUUCCACGUGUUCGCGGAUUACGAUCCUGCGCUCGUCAACCUUCACUCCUCAACCGACCUCGCGCCUUCCGCAUCUAGCGCGUCUACAGGCUGUUCCGCCCUCCUCCCCGCGUCCCACCCGCCUCCCCGCAACCCUCCCCGUUCUGCAGCAGCCGCGCCCGCUGCGCCCCCCGCCCUCCCCGCAGCCGGUGGUUUAGGGGGAGCGCGCGGAGGGGGGGAGGCGGGGGCGGGGGCUGGCGCACAUGCCAGUGGUGUGGGGAGCGGGUGGGGGGGAGGAGGCGGAAAGGGAGACGGGGGAAAGGUGGGAAUGGUUGGUGAUUUGAGUGGCACGAGUGAAAAGGUUCGAGGAAAGGAUGGUUUAGCGAACGAGGGAGGGGAUGGGGAGUAUGAGACCAAGGCUCGCGCUCUGCUGGAGAAGCAACGGCAGCAGCAGGUGGUGGCGGCAGCACGGGAGGCAGAAGCUGUGGAGGGACGGAGUAUGUCUCUGGUGAUACGAGGUGACGAGGUGGUGGGGCGGUGGGGGCGGAUGCGGGACGGGUGGCGGGACGGGGAGGCUUUGCGGGGAGCGGAGCAGCUGUUUCUGGCGCGGCUGCUGGUGAACCAUGAGACUGCUCUGCUUCGGAGCGAGGUGGAGGGUGUCGAGAGGGAGAAGCAGAGGGUGAAGGAGGAGCGGGAGAGGGAGAGGGAGAGAGUGCGAGAGAGGGAGAGGGAGAAGGAGACGGAAGUAGAGCAGUGGAAAGAGCGUGCGGAACUGGAGAGGAAGAGGAAGUUGGGGGAGGUGGAGGCUGAUGAGAGGGGGCGAGUGGGAGGAGGAGGAGGAGUAGAUCUAAAGUUUGAUGAGAAGGGGGAGAAGGAGGUUGAAGAGACGGACGAGGAAGGUGGGGAAGAAGGGGUGAAGGAGGAGGACGACGAGGAGGAAAGUGAGGAGGAAAGCGAGGAGGAGGACGAAGGGAAAGACGAUGAGGAGUGGAAUGAAAAAGACAUGGAGGAGGAGGAAGAGGACGAUGAUGAGGAUGAGGAGGAGGAGGAGGAGGAGGAGGAGGAGGAGGAGGAGGAGGAGGAGGAGGAAGAGGAAGUGGAUGAGGAGGAGGAAGAGGAAGACGAGGGGGAAGAGGAAAAGGUGAAAGGUGGGAAGGAGGAGGAAGAGGAGGUUGAGGGUGGAGAAGAGGAGGUGGAGGAACAAAAGGAGGAAGAGGAAGAGGAAGACGAGGGGGACGAGGAGGAGGACGAAGAGGAGGAAGAAGAGGAGAAGAGGGGUGCAGGGGAAGGCGAAGAGCAGGAGGAGUAUGAAGUGUCAGAGGCAGGGGAGCAGGAGGGAGGUAGGGGCACGGGUGAGCAUGAAGCCUAUGGCAUGGAUGGGGAUGGUGGCAUGCGGAGUGAUGGCAUGGGUGAUGGUGGUGGGGGUGGUGAUGUGGAGGGUGGUGAUGUGGAGGGUGAUGAUGGGGAUGAUGGUGAUAUAGAUGCUGAAAUGCUCUUAGCUUUCGCAGGGGGUGAGGGAGAACGAGAUGGUUGGUGGGACAAGGAGGGUGGUGGUGCUGCUGGUGCUGGUGGUGGUGAUGGCGGUGCUGCUGUUGCGGAAGGGGAACAAGGACUUAUGGACGGGGGAGGAGAGGAGAUGGAGGAGGAAGGGAAAGCUGGGGAUGAGGAAGGGGAGGAUGGGGAGGAAGGAGGGGAUGGAAGUGACCGGCAAGAGGAGGCAGAGGGAAGCGAUGAUGAUGAUGAUGAUGCCGAUGAUGAUGAUGAAGAUGAUGAGGAUGGGGAUGGGGAUAAUGAUGAGGAGGAGGACGAUGAGGGUGAGAGUGAUGAAGGUGACGAUGGUGUUGGUGUUGGUGUUGGUGAUGGUGAUGGUGAUGGUGAUGGUGAUGGUGAUGGUGAUGGCACUGGUGAUGGUGGUGGCAGCAAUGCUGGUGGGGAGUUUGGCAGUGGUGAUUGGCAUACUCAGGCAUCUUGGCAAGACCAGGCGUCGUGGCAAGACCAGGCACAGUGGCAGGAGCCGGGGCAGGGCCAGGGGCAGGAACAAGCUGGGGAUGGAGGGGAUGUUGGGGCGAUGGAUAGAGGGGGAGAGGAGAAGAGUGAGGGGGACGGGGGCACGCAAGGUGAGGGGAGUUACGAAGAAGAGAGUGAAGAGGGAGACAGUAGCAGCGGUGGGACUUCGGAUGAUGAUGGGGAUGGGGAUGGGGAUGAGAUAAGGGACUAUGAUAAUGACAGCGAGGGUGGUGGUGGUGGUUGGAGGGGGUAA
Closterium sp. NIES-65 is the source of this 2484-nucleotide messenger RNA. The record is from the annotation of a GenBank genome assembly. NCBI's taxonomy places the organism in Eukaryota, Viridiplantae, Streptophyta, Zygnematophyceae, Desmidiales, Closteriaceae.